Molecule: messenger RNA, 2031 nt
Organism: Solanum pennellii
Lineage: Eukaryota; Viridiplantae; Streptophyta; Magnoliopsida; Solanales; Solanaceae
Exons: 7
Coding region: 271-1797 (508 amino acids)
Source: RefSeq, a predicted model, not a curated record
UCUUGACAUGGAAAAACGUAGCAAGUCUUCCUUUUUCAUUACAUAAAAUCAGUAAAGUGGAAUCACUCUGUUCACUCACAAUUUUCCAAUCUUGAGUCUCAAAUUCUGAGUUAAAAUGUCUGCUGGACGCCCUAAAUCCGAUGAACGCCCUAAGGUAUUCUUUUACCGAUAAUAUUGUGUAGUUGAAUUUGGUUUAGACAAUGUGAUAAAUAAUUCUAGAGAGUUUUUCAUUUGGACAAAAAGUCUGCUCAACAUUCAUGAGUGCAUUCGAUGCAUUCUUCAAGAAGGUUAAACGCGUCAUGGACAUUUAUUUGUUGUUUGGUUAUCAAACUUAAGAUUAUGAUUGACAAGAACAGAAAUCGAGUAAUCUUUGCAGAGUCGGACCAUGAAUUCAUCGACACACUCUUCUCAUUCUUGACACUCCCGUUAGCUACAAUUCUAAGACUUCUUGAAAAAGAUAUGGUUCAAUUGGGAUCAAGUAGCCGUGUUUAUGCCAGUGUUUAUUCGCUUGAGCCGAGGUUCUUGCGUACAAGCUACUGCAAAUCCAUGUUGAUCAUGCCGCGGAGUGCAUCAGAAGUUCAGUGUGAAAAGCUGAAGCUCAAUGUUGAUUACUCGGAGAAUGCAGGGAAGUUGUUUAACUGUAAUAGCUAUAACCCUAGGUGUAAAAACAUUUUCAGUAUCGCGCAGAAUACACGCUGCUUCUGCUGUACUAGAUUGAGACAAUGUGAUAGAAAAAUUAAAGAGAAGGAAGAGAAGAGAAGUUGUGGGGGAGAAACCGUGGUUGAAGUCUUUUUUAAGGGUGGGGCAGCAAGCUUUAUGAUUACAGAUGAUUUACAGGUAAUGCCAGCCUCAACUGCUAGUUUAACUGCUUUGUUCGGAAAGCUCGGAGUCAGUGACAAGAGUGAAAUUGAGGCAAAGACUGUAGAAGUUGGUACUCAGGAGGUGUUGCAACUGCUGAAGUUCUCAUUGCUCUCGAAGAAGGCUUUGACAAAUAUGGUACUGAAUAGCCAGGGAAGUUGGUUGAAAGAUAUAUCGAAGUUUGAAUAUAACCAAACUGCAAAGUUAGACAAGAAGACCAUGUCUCAAAACACAAAUAGUAUGAACCUGAAGCUUAUAGUCAGCAAAAGUAAGAAGAAGGUUUUGUAUGCAGAAGCGGGGUUCAAGCUUGUAGACUUCCUUUUCAGUUUCCUUGUAUUUCCGUUAGGGGCUGUAGUAAAGCAUCUAGGCGGUAACUCAAGACUUGGAUGUAUAGAUAAUUUGUAUAAGGGUGCUGCUGAGUUGAGUUUGGAAAAUUAUAUCAAAUCAGAAGAAUGCAAAAAUAUGUUACUCUCUCCGAAACUGUUUCCACACUCUGGUUUUGACAGUCAUAUUCUCGAUGUGGAAGAGGAGUACCCGAAAUACAGAUAUGAUGACUCUGGAAAUAUAGAAUUAGUAAGGAACACUAAUAAAUCCGAGGGAUCAUCCAUAGUAAAUGAGGAAGAAGCAAGUGAUUUAGCCAUCAAUAUUUUGGAUCCAAAGUCUCCAACAGGAGAAACUAUAAAGGGUGAAGGAUACUUGAAAGGACCCGCAACGUUUAUGAUAAUGGAUAAUCUUCUAGUGACUCCUUUUUCCCCUACCGCAAUCAUAACUCAGCUUAAUCAAAUGAAGGUGUCAACCAGUGAUGUCGAGGAACGCACUGUAACUGUUGGGAAGGACGAGGCCUUGAAUUUACUGAAAGCAUCUUUAAUCUCAAAAACAGUUCUAAAUGAUGUUUUCAACAUUAGGGAACCUUAUCCUAAGGUUAUGCUUAAAGUGUGAAGUUUCAUACGGUAUGCGUGUGAUUAUAUCGUACUGUAUUAUGCGUGAAGUUUCAACCUGACGCUAUGUGUGUGAUUAUAUCGUGUCAUGAAAUUAUAUUUCGCGUGUUAUUUCCAUGUAGUGUGCUAUUGUAAAUAACAUUGUUGUGAUUUUUCGUGAGAUGCAGACUAUUGUGUGCCUUUGGCAUGCACGCAGUACUGUGACUUAAUGCCUAGUUUUUACAUUGUUUUUGUU